Molecule: messenger RNA, 3842 nt
Organism: Culex pipiens pallens (northern house mosquito)
Lineage: Eukaryota; Metazoa; Arthropoda; Insecta; Diptera; Culicidae
Gene: stet
Product: protein rhomboid
Exons: 7
Coding region: 560-1513 (317 amino acids)
Cellular component (GO): membrane
Molecular function (GO): calcium ion binding; serine-type endopeptidase activity
Source: RefSeq, a predicted model, not a curated record
GAACCGAACCAGUCAAUCGCUAGACAUCGUCGGGAGUGGAUCGCCGCACGUCCAAACCAACCAAGCACGGCUCGUGUGUAUUCUGUCCUCUUCUCCUUGUAGUUUUCGUUCUGACGUCGUCGUUCAGGACGUUCUGAAGCGUUUGCGGCUAAGCCGGUUUAAGCGAGAGAAGUUUUUGGUCGUUCCCGAAUAUCCAGGUGUAUCGAAGGAAGUUUCGAGCGAUUUUGGGGAGUUUUGGUGGUGAAUCGAAGAAAUUUCGAAAAAAAAGUUAUCGAAGUGCGUGAACGUCGUCAGCUUUGUGUGGGGGUCCAAAAAAUCGAGCAAUCAAUAGAAGUGGAAUAAAUUCUCAGGAAAAAAAAACAACAGCAAAAAAGUGUGUCCUCGUUUGCUGCAGCAGCAAAAGCAAAAGUGAAGUGAACCGAAUUUUAUUGAGGCAAUUUGGCCGCUCGGAACGGAAGUAGCAGACCAAGAGCGAGUUCUUGCAGUCCACAGUUCCGGAAGGAAGCUCGAGGAAACUAGAAAUUUUAUUCACUCCCACUUCUGGAUACGAUAGCAAUGGAUGAGUGGCAAACGGUCGCGUAGCUUCAAGUGUGCAGUACAUCAUCGCGAUCGUGAAGUUUGUUCGGAGAACGAUUUUCAUCUGAUAUUUGAAGAUCCACCAUUAUUCAAGAGAAUGGUGCACGUAAUUGCAAUGGAAGUGCUCCCCGAAGAGCGGGAUCGAAAAUAUUAUGCAGACAAUUAUUCAUGCUGUCCGCCUCCAUUAUUUGUGAUAUUAGUUACAUUAGUUGAGUUGGGUUUCUUCACGUACCACACGCUGACGUCCGGCCAGGCGGAUCCGGCCGGCCCGGUUCCGAUCGACUCGAUGUUCAUCUACCGGCCGGACAAGCGGCACGAAGUUUGGCGGUUUCUGUUCUACAUGGUCCUACAUGCCGGGUGGUUCCAUCUCGGCUUCAACCUAGUCGUGCAACUCCUAGUUGGGCUACCAUUGGAAAUGGUACACGGAUCAACUCGGAUCGGUUGCGUCUAUCUGGCCGGAGUGCUCGCUGGAUCGCUAGGAACCAGCGUGUUCGACCCGGAAGUCUACCUCGUUGGCGCUAGCGGCGGCGUGUACGCCCUGCUGGCCGCCCACCUCGCCAACGUCAUGCUCAACUACCGCCAAAUGCAGUACGGCAUCAUCCGGUUGCUGGCGAUCUUCCUUUUCGCUUCCUGCGACGUCGGCUUCGCGAUCUACUCGCGGUACGCCGUCGAGCCGGAGAGUGGCGCCCCCUCGGUGUCGUACGUGGCCCACCUGACGGGGGCGCUCGCCGGCCUCACGAUCGGCCUGUUGGUGUUGAAAAAUUUCGAGCAAAAACUGCACGAACAGCUGCUCUGGUGGGUGGCGCUGGGCGUGUACGCGGCGUGCACCAUCUUCGCGGUGGUGUUCAACCUGCUCAACACCGUCACCGUGCAGCGGCUCGAGGAGGAGGGCGAACAGGUACUGAAGCAGCGACUUUUCAACAAUUUUGGAUUUUAAACGCGGUGCCGCGUUCACGGAGAACUCGGAAGCACCGGAUCUCAGGGGGGCGUUCUGAACGCCGGCCGGAAGUUCUGAGUAUAAAAUUCAAACAUUGAAGGGAAGGGGGCGCGCGAGGAAUUGAAGGAGAAAAGUUGUGAUUUGUGUAUAGACUUAUUUCGUUUCGUUUUUUUUUGUUUACAUAUUUAACCUAAUCUGGAGAAAGCGAGUGCGAACGUACGAGUUCGGCUAUCGAACCGGGAGAGUGGGCUGCCAGUGAAUUUAUUGCCCUCCAAAACAGAGAGAUACGUAAUUCCGUGAAUUCAAUAAAGUGAAUUAACCGUGAUUGUACCUCCGGUACAAACUUUGAACUACUGGUACAAAGUCAAAAUUUUGUACUAUGCAAUUAAAAAUCAAAAAUUUUCAUCCGAUUUUUGGAGUUUUUAUUCAAGCAGAUGGCGCAAAUUGUCUUAACCUUUGUCCACAGCAGUGAGCUGUCAAACUGACGUUUCAAAUGUCAUUUGAAAUCACAGAGUUGUUUUCCAACAGAGAAAAGUCAAAAUCGAACCUGUCAAAAAUGAGUAAUUGAUUUUUCAUGUUUUCUCAGUUUUGGGUAAAGUUUUUACCCAUUUGUUUGUGCAAUUCAACCAAACUUGAGAAAAAUUUACCUAAAUCCGGUUGAAAUCAUCAAUUUACACGGUCAUCCUUGUUUACUCAUAUAUAAUCAAAUUCAAGACAAACAGAAAUGAGUUCGUGAGGCAAAUGUCAAAUUUGGUUGAUUUCACUCAGUUUUCAUUGAACUCUGAGUAAAAUUAAUUGAAAUCUGUCAUUUUGCUCAAUUAUUACUCAUUUUGUGGGUAGGUUCAAGUCUGUUAAUUUCUGGUUAAUUUUGGACUCGCAAGUAGACUUUGACAAAAUUUUAAUAAAAAUAGCUUUGAAAUGAGUUAUUUUGAUUGAGCGCCAUCUUGUUAAAUAAAAAUUCUCAAUAAUCUAUUUUGUAAAAAUAUUGUAAAAUCGAACUGACAGCAAUCCGAUCCAAUUUUUACACCACGAAGCAGCCGCACUCCAAAAUCGAAACCCCGAGCGCGUUCCACCUCGAUCCCGAGAUAUACCAAAGACUGUAUAUGACAUUUAAAGAAACACCUGAAAAAAUCAAGCGAUGAUCAUAUAGUUAGCAAAUAAAAACAAACGUAUUAAAAAAGAACUCUGAAAAAUCAGGUGAAAUCGGAGAGAGAGAGCCGAGUUGAUCUCCCGUUCAAGUCCAGUAAAAGGCAGCCACACAAACACACGUUGGGUGCUUUGUAAAUAUGUAAAAUACUUUUUUUUAUAGGAAUUUAAUCAAUUUGAGUCCAAAACUCCACGACACGAUUUUUCGAGAAUUUUUGCGCUGCGAAUUCGCGAAUUUGUACAUUUACACUUAGAACCUCUUCUAAAUUUACUCAAAUUUCGUUGAGUACUUACUCAAAAUUGAGUUCUGAGGCAAAUGUCAGAUUUUGAUUACUUUGUCUCAAAACACAUCGUUUAGUGAGUUUUGACGAAAUCUGCGUAACUUUAGAUGAGCGUGCACUAACUCACCUAACCUCACUGCGCGCAGCUGUCAAAAGAAAAGAAAUGUCAAAAACGACAAUGUCGAAAGUUUGACGCGCAGCGAGCAAUCCUAUUAAUACUGCAUCAUUACACUGCUAAAGGAGGAAAACAAUAAUUCUAGUCAAAUUUCUAUGAAAAACACUAUUAUUAUAACGAUUAUUAUUAUUAUUAUUCAAUUAACCUGAGUAAAUCCGACCUUUGGAAGCGCGAAAAAAAAAGAAUAACUAUAGCAAAAAAAGAAAAUCAAGAAAUACACUCAACUUAUUCAAGUCAUUAAUCACAAAGAACUAAGUGUUUAUUUAUUAUUAUUUUUUCGUCAAAUGUAUUGCAAUCACAAGAUGAAACAGCCAACAGAAGAAAAAAAAAAAUAAAAACAAACAAACAGUAAAAACGUCCCCAACAAAACUGUUAUCGCUGAAUCGAUUCUGUUAAGCACAAUCCUAAUUGUUUUUAUGUGUCUUUAUAUUAUUAUUUUCUUGUUUUAUUAGGAAAAAGCCAAAGAAGAUUUAUAUUUAUUUUUAUUACGUGAAUAACUUAUUGCUCGUCCACAACAAAACAAAAAAAAAAAAAGAAAAAUCCCCGGGAAAAUGUUUGCGUUGACCAUCCACCAAUAGACGUCCUGCACACGUCGCACACUACAUUGCCUUACCAAAAACAGAAGUAAACCAAAAAAACAAAAGUCAACAUCACACAACCAUCACAGCAAGCCAGGGAAUAAUCAGACGAAAAUUAAUCAGGUAGUAAUUAGGGAAGGAAAGAGCGA